AUGAACAUCAAUCAGGCGAAUGGCUCACUCAAGGCUCCGCAGAUAAAUGCAUUCACUGAGUCUACCUCUCCGCCGCGUAAGGCUUCUGCGCCCGCCGGGAAGGGAUUUCUAGGUGGUCUUCUCAGCAUUGCUACUAGGCUACGAUUCUGCUGCCGGUGCCAGUCCAUCUACCAAAUCUUGUACCGAAAGAUAGCUCUAGAAGCAGGCAAGGUGCCAUCCAAAAGUUGCGGCUACAUAAAGUGA
Messenger RNA from Verruconis gallopava, 243 nucleotides. RefSeq lists its product as uncharacterized. The coding region runs from base 1 to 243 and encodes 80 amino acids. The transcript has 2 exons. NCBI's taxonomy places the organism in Eukaryota, Fungi, Ascomycota, Dothideomycetes, Venturiales, Sympoventuriaceae. The record is from RefSeq and is a predicted model, not a curated record.